Messenger RNA from Oncorhynchus gorbuscha (pink salmon), 1444 nucleotides. RefSeq names its product ankyrin-3-like. The record is from RefSeq and is a predicted model, not a curated record. Gene Ontology annotation, biological process: signal transduction. The coding region runs from base 95 to 1444 and encodes 449 amino acids. The transcript is spliced from 6 exons. Gene Ontology annotation, molecular function: protein binding. NCBI's taxonomy places the organism in Eukaryota, Metazoa, Chordata, Actinopteri, Salmoniformes, Salmonidae.
AGAAGGAUUGCAGUCAGGUUGCAGGGUCCAACAUGGCCAACAUCAUGGAGACCAAGCCUGCCCUCAGAGCCCCUGUGAGAGGACUGACCUGCGGAUGGCCAUAGUGGCAGAUCACCUGGGUCUGAGCUGGACUGAGCUUGCCAGGGAAAUGGAUUUCUCCGUAGAUGAGAUCAAUCACAUCCGUGUGGAUAACCCCAACUCUCUGACCACUCAGAGUUUCAUGCUUUUAAAGAAAUGGGUUAGCAGAGAUGGUAAAAAUGCCACAACGGAUUCCCUUACAGAGGUCCUGACUAAGAUCAAUCGGAUGGAUAUUGUGACAUUGCUGGAAGGGCCAAUAUUUGACUAUGGUUCCAGCAGCAUCCAGCUGGAGCUUCAGACCCCCACAGGUUUGAUCUGUCAGCCCCCCACCCCGCUAAGCAGCGACCACUUCUUUGACGAGGACGCUGGCCUAGACUCCCCCUCUAGAACGCCCACUAGACCAUGUGACUUGUCACUCACCCAGACCACCAGCACCCCAGGCCCCGCCUCCCAUGCUCAAUCACCCACAAUGGUGGUAGAGGAAGACACCUCUGGACCUCUAGACUCCCGGGGAGCCGGGAAGGGCGCCGGGGAGGGUGCCGGGGAAGGCGGGGGGCCUAAAGUGACCUCCACUGAAGAUGACACAGGUGUUAGCAGAGAGUCAGUGGCCUCAUACAAGCCCCAUAACAGGGAGGCAGGGCUGAGAGAGGAGGCUGAGCAGGAUAUUGACAUGGGGAUGCUGAUACAUCAGAUUGAUCUUCCUCAGGGGGUGGUCAGGGAGGAUGAGUGGUUGGCUGGAGCCAGAGGAGACCCAUCAGAGACCCUAGGCUUUAGGCCUGCCCUGGGGGGAGAGGGGGUAGAGGGUGGUGUGUCUGGUCCUCCCGGGGAAGAGAAGGAGGAGGGGGAGUUGAGUGAGGAGAAGUUAAAGUCUCUGUUGGAGGAGAUGGGGCUGGAGGAAGGCUCGGAGGAUGAGGAGAUGACGGAGGAAAGGAUAAACGCCAUCUUGUCUCAGGUUCAGCAGGCAGACAAAGAUGUGAUGUCAUCACCUGCAGGUUGGCAUAGUGAGACGUCCAGUGUGAACGUGGAGCCCCCGACACCUGGCCGCAGUCUGAGUGCUGAGGGUCACGACCUCCAGGACACCAGCCCUGUGAAUUCCCUGGACUCCCUGACGACAUCACCUGUCCGACCAGCAGAGAAAUCCAAUGGAGACCACACUGACUUCCUGUCCCAGCCCGGGUCACAUCCAGAGGCCCAGGGUUCAUCCAACGGGGUGAAGGGUCAUGGCCAGGUCGAGGACGAGGGAAGGGCGUCAGCGUCACAAGGAGGGCAGGAAGAGGGAAGCAGAAGGACUCUGGAAGAGGACAGCACAGCAGGACCAAGCAGCAAGGAGCAGCAGCAGGACUCUGGGAGGGAGGAGUCCAGGUAG